Molecule: messenger RNA, 2529 nt
Organism: Melitaea cinxia (Glanville fritillary)
Lineage: Eukaryota; Metazoa; Arthropoda; Insecta; Lepidoptera; Nymphalidae
Gene: APC4
Product: anaphase-promoting complex subunit 4
Exons: 6
Coding region: 139-2499 (786 amino acids)
Biological process (GO): protein K11-linked ubiquitination; positive regulation of mitotic metaphase/anaphase transition; anaphase-promoting complex-dependent catabolic process
Cellular component (GO): anaphase-promoting complex; nuclear periphery
Molecular function (GO): protein binding
Source: RefSeq, a predicted model, not a curated record
UGUCAGUUUGUCAGUUAAUGAAUAUGUCAUGAAUAUGUUUUCAACAUGAUAUAAUAAAUUAAAUUUUAACCAGUAUUUUAAAAAUAUAGCACAACUUUUUAAUAUAUAGGGGAAGUUUUAAUCUAAAUAAUCAGCAAAAUGUUUCAUUGUGGAAUGCGGCAAAUGGAAGAGAAGCAUGUGGCAAACCAAGUUGAUCUUAUGGUUUGGAGUAAUCGUCUUGAUUUAUUAGCCCUUAGCAAUUUUAAAGGAGAAGUUCAAGUACACAGGCUUCAUUGGCAAAAAGUUUGGAAUUUACCUCCUCCCAAAGAUAAUGUAGCAGUUGAUGCAAUGGCAUGGAGGCCUGAUGGCAAGGCAUUAGCUAUUGGUUACAAUUCUGGAACUGUUUGCAUUAUUGACAUUGAAGACAAAGAAAUUAUUGACAAAUAUGAUUUUGCUUACGAAAUGUCUGAAGAGUUAUAUAUGGCAAAUAAUUAUGGAAUUCCAUGUAUUACUUGGGCAGUGAAAGUAGGAAAUUUAGAAAGUGCUACAGAAUAUAAUGUGUAUGAUGACCCUUCAAUAUUUCUGCCAAAUCCUCCUUCACCCAGUAGUUCAUAUAAAAAUCAAGGUAUUGAGGAUAAUGUAAAAAAUACUUCUGACAAUAUAGAUCAAAGUCAAUUAAGUAUGUUAAUGAUCGCAUAUGGCAGUGGAAACAUUUACAUGAGUGUGUUUGGUAGAUAUCCGUAUGGAACCCUGCAUUUUUCUCAUAUCACUAAAGAUGAUUAUGGUGAAUAUAAAAUACUCGAUAUGAAUUUGUCAGAUGACUUCAGUGUAAUGCAAGUACUUUACUUAGACAAAACUACUAAUCUUAUAAGUUUGUCUCUUGUCAAUACAAGUGUCUUAUCAGCUUAUGCUGAAGAACUAUUUAGUGUUGCAACAAAACAUGGUCAAAUUGUAACAUUAUUGACACAACUGGACAGAACAAUGAUUUCAAUAACAGAAGCUUGGGAGCAUAUAUUGUUAGAGAUGGAUACAAAAAUGGCAUAUUAUGCAUCGUCUGUACCAGAGGGUGGAGUUUCAGCGGAUUUGUUAGAAUUAUUGAUGUUGGGAGUUCCAUCUGAUGAAUUGGAAGUGUUUCUGCUUAAAGAUUUAACAGCUAAAGGCUUAAAGAAAUUUGGCAACUCCGUUGAGCUUAGUUAUUCCACUAUUCAAAAGUUAGUUUUAAGACAGCUCAAUAUAAUUGGACAGAGCGUCACAUAUCACCUAUCAGAAUUAAGAGGUUUGACAAGAAUUCCAGAUAGAUAUAAGGUUUUGUGUUUGGAACAAAAAAUGGUGACUGAAGCAAUAAGAGCUUCAUGUGCCUUUUUAAAUAAGUGUCUGGAAUUACAACAAGUUAUUGAUGUGUCAAUGCGCAAUUACAAAGCCUUUUUCAGGUGGCUUUUUGUUGUAAUUGUCCGACUUUUAGAUGAACAAACCUCCAGUGAAAUUGUAAAAAUAACACAGCAAGAACUUACUCAUAUUGCCGAGUUUUUGUAUAACUUUGAUAAUGUCCAUGAAGAAAAUACUGAUAGUCCAACAGAAAGACCUGUUAAAUUUAACUUAGAAAGGUUGGGUCAAUAUUUAAUAGAUGAAGAUUUAACAAUUCUGCCAGAUGAUGAAGAUAAUCCAUGGCACAAAUUUUUAAGAGAGAAUUCGUGUUUAUUGAAGGAAAAUGAUACUAUAUUUUGUAUGAUGGACUUUAGGAAGUUUUCAUUAGUACAACAGCAAAAUCACUUGAAGAUAUCAGUCAGUAAAAUAUUUGAUGUUAGGGUAAAAAAUGUAGCCCAAUACUUUUCUCCGGUGUAUAACCUUAAAUUAUAUGAAUAUCCAAAUAAAUUACCACAACAAAGUUUAAGGAUUUCACAGUUUUUUGACACCAAUGAGGAAAGAUUUUUCAUGGCUUUCACUGACAACGAGAAUAUGAGUGAAGGUAUUAACUUUGUAUCUGUCAAUAUCAAGGAUAGAGUAUGUACAGCCACAGCUUCUAAAUUUUCCUUCUCAUCAUGUUUACUUCGAGAAAAUCAAGACCAUCCUGAACGAGAUCUUACAAUCCUUGAUUUACAAUUUUAUUCAUCAGAAUAUUUAUCUGUGCUGGUCAAACAUGAAAGUAAAGAGGAUAGUACAAUAUUUAUUCAGGUUCCAGUAAAAUAUAUUUUAGACAAUUCAAUUGAGUUUAAUAUGAAAUCAAAGUCAUUAGUUUUUAACGAAAAAAUUGUUAAGAAGAAUAUAUCACCAUUAUUAGAUUCUAAUGUUUAUAAAAUUCUUGAUAAAAUGGAUGGUUUUCGUAUUGCUGUGUCUGGCGGUCGGAAAGUAGCUGUUGUUUUGUCAAACAGUCAUAGGAAAGUUAGAGUGUUUGAAAUGGAAAUUAAUGCAGAUGAUGAUGAUGAUGAAACUCUCGACAUAACACCUCUCUCACAAACAACAAAUGCCAGUGAAAACCAAAGUACACCUGAUAACCACAAUGUCCAAGAUGUCACCUUUUAAUGUAAUAAAGCAACUUAUAUUUAAUAUAAA